This is a messenger RNA of Archocentrus centrarchus (flier cichlid), 2215 nucleotides long. RefSeq names its product RAB40B, member RAS oncogene family (gene rab40b). The coding region runs from base 301 to 1146 and encodes 281 amino acids. NCBI's taxonomy places the organism in Eukaryota, Metazoa, Chordata, Actinopteri, Cichliformes, Cichlidae. The record is from RefSeq and is a predicted model, not a curated record. Gene Ontology annotation, biological process: intracellular signal transduction. The transcript is spliced from 6 exons. Gene Ontology annotation, molecular function: GTPase activity; GTP binding.
CCUCCUCAGUUCGGGAGUCCAGGAGCAGACCUGAACCGUGUGCAGAGGAUUUUUACCUUCGUGCGUAAAAGCUCGCCGCGUCCUGUGCGCGCCGAUGGCACAGAGCGCAGUGCAUCCUCCAUCAGCGCUUCACUGUGGACUCCGAAUCUGAAGAGCGAACAGCAGAAUCUGAGUGCUGGAUUCUAGGGGGACUGAAGGACUUUACGCAUCUGUGUAAUCCUCGCUUAGCAGGAGGAAGAGGAGGAGGAAGGUUGGCUCUCAUCUCAUGAUGGGACACCGCAGCUGUCAUCCACCGCGAGGAUGAGCCACAGAAGCAGUCCGGCGCGUGCGUACGACUUUCUGCUCAAGUUCCUGCUGGUGGGCGACAGCGACGUGGGGAAGGGCGAGAUCCUGGCGAGUCUGCAGGACGGAGCGACAGAGUCCCCGUACGGGUACAACAUGGGAAUCGACUACAAGACGACCACCAUCCUCCUGGACGGGAGAAGGGUGAAGCUGCAGCUCUGGGACACGUCGGGUCAGGGGAGGUUCUGCACCAUAUUCAGAUCCUACUCCAGAGGAGCACAGGGGGUCAUUCUGGUGUAUGACAUCACCAACCGCUGGUCCUUUGACGGCAUCGACAGGUGGAUCAAAGAGAUUGAUGAGCAUGCCCCAGGGGUUCCUAAGAUCCUUGUUGGGAACCGUCUCCACCUGGCCUACAAGCGUCAGGUGACCACAGAGCAGGCACAGGUGUAUGCUGAGAAGCUGGGUGUCACCUUCUUCGAGGUCAGCCCGCUGUGCAACUUCAACAUCACAGAGUCGUUCACGGAGCUCGCACGAAUCGUCCUGAUGAGACAUGGCAUGGAGCGCCUGUGGAGGCCCAACAAAGUGCUGAGUCUUCAGGACCUCUGCUGUCGCUCCAUCGUCUCCUGCACUCCGGUCCAUCUGGUCGACACGCUGCCGCUCCCACUGGCCUUAAAGUCCCACCUCAAGUCCUUCUCCAUGGCUAACGGCCUCAACGCCCGCAUGAUGCACGGACGCUCCUACUCCGUCACCGCCGCCGCCACCAAGAGGAGCGGAGGGGCGCUGCUGAAGAAACCCAAACUGAUCCGGCCGCCGCCCCUGAGCCCGCAGGCACAGAGCUGCAGAAACAGCUGUAAAAUAUCCUAACGGCAGUGAAGGCACCACCCGCUCUCGGUUCGACCGAUCGGAACCGCCCCUAAAACUUCCUGUUUGCUGACGUCAGAGGUGCCUCUGUUUUCACCUGUAACCAUCCGAUCGCAGGUGACUUGACGUCGGUCCUGCGGCGAAAAUCAGGCCGCUGAUGGGAAAAGCAGCACGUGCGUCAUCCCGGUUUACGUUAACGUGAAAAUUAUUCAUGCAACUCAAACCGCUCAGAAAACUCUGGACAAUGAAAUAAAACCUGAAUAAAUGUUGAGCUCAGAGCUGCAGCAGAAACUGCUCAAUAUUUACAUUUUAUUCUUCCUACUUUACUCUGUUUUUUGUUUUUUAAUUUCACAAAUCCACUUUUUUCUUAUUUUCUGGGAAAAUUUAAAGAUUUAAUGUUAAAAAAUUAAAAUAUAUAUUUAUUUUUUGUAAAUGAGGUCAAAAAUUCAGAUUUUCUUCUUGCACCAAAUUUAGCUCAGACUUUUUUCAUAAAUAAGCAUUUCUGAGAAGAAUGUUGUGACUUUUUAUUUCAGAGAUGAAUUUUUCUGUAAACUUUCUGUUUUCUGCAGAAUUUUACUGACAGGAAUGUUUUAAAGUUUGGAAAAUUUCUAAUUUGCUCUUAAAAUCAUUUUUUCUCUCAUGACACAUUUCGACUUCUUUCCCGUGGUGAUGAUGUUUUUCCAAACACUGACGCUGUUACCCAGAGCGCACGAUGUUUUUGACGUCACUCUGCGGUACGACCCACAGUCUGACGUAUUUUCUUACCUGCGGAAAGUUUUUUUUUUUUUUUAUUCCUACAGGUGUGACACCACUUCAAUCCUCCGCAUGAUGCUUUCUACAAACAAGGAGCACAGACGAUGAUGCUCACCUGUACUCACCUUUACUCACCUGUACAUAGAAGCACUUUGAAGCUGUAUUUUUGCACACUUCUUCAGACACACUAACUUUUUGUGUACAAUAUUUGUACGUGUUGUAAAUGCGUGUGUGGAUGAUGAUGAUGAUGAAGAUCAAUGUGACCUCUGCCCCACAGAGGUCACUGUUUACCGGCAGUGUUUCCAAUAAAGUUCAGCCG